UUUGUGUCUCAGGCAGCCCCCGACAUUAGAAGAAAAUUACAGAAGCUGGAUGGGUUUCAGGGAAAGUCUCUCUCUGAGCUGGUGGCCGUAGCCCAGAAGGUGUUUGACCAGCGGGAAGAUCCUGCUAAAACUACCCAGGAACUUACACAGAAAAUGGCCAAAGUCCUCUUGGCCCGGGAGGAGCCGCCCCGAAAAGGGGCCAAGAGCGGCUCCAAGAAAAACUGGAGAAAGUUUCAGGGUCCCACGGCCCUCCGGGAACCCAGGCUAAAACUCUCGGUAGGGGGGCAACUCAUUGACUUUUUAGUGGAUACCGGGGCCACUCAUUCGGUGGUGCAGACGCCAGUGGGCCCCACUACCGCUCGGAAGAUCAGAGUGGUAGGGGCAACCGGGGUGGCCAAGAGCUACCCCACCUCGGAAGGAAGGAUCACAGACUUAGGCCGGGGGCUAGUCACUCAUCCCUUCUUAGUAAUCCCCGAGUGUCCAGACCCACUCUUGGGUAGGGAUCUCCUCCACAAGUUACGUGCCACUAUCACCUUUGACGGCGGGGAGGAGCCCCGGAUUGAGGUAGGGGGGAAAUUACUCGUCACAGUGCCUAUAGGUGAAGAAUACCUCCUCUAUGAAAAGGAUCCUCCUACCGGUGGGGAGUUGUUAGAAAAAUGGAAGAGGGAAAUCCCAGGAGUUUGGGCCGAGACGAACCCCCCGGGCCUUGCAAAGGAACAGGCUCCAAUCCAUGUCCAGCUGACCAGCACGGCCCAGCCGGUAAGGGUGCGUCAGUACCCUAUGACUAUCGAGGCAAGGAGAGGGGUCCGUGAGAACGUUCGUAAGCUCAAGGCGGCCGGGAUCUUAGUCCCAGUUCAGUCUCCAUGGAAUACACCCCUGCUACCUGUAAAGAAGCAAGAGACGGGGGAGUACCGCAUGGUCCAGGACCUCAGAGAAGUGAAUAAGAGGGUAGAGACUAUACACCCCACGGUGCCGAACCCCUACACCCUCCUGAGCCUUCUGCCUCCCGACCGAACUUGGUAUAGCGUCCUGGAUUUGAAGGACGCCUUCUUUUGCCUCCCUCUGGCCCCCAAGAGUCAGUUGCUAUUCGCCUUCGAAUGGAAUGAC
This is a messenger RNA of Myotis brandtii (Brandt's bat), 1107 nucleotides long. Its product is annotated as endogenous retrovirus group K member 9 Pol protein-like. The annotation marks the transcript as partial. Gene Ontology annotation, molecular function: aspartic-type endopeptidase activity. The transcript is spliced from 2 exons. Gene Ontology annotation, biological process: proteolysis. Lineage: Eukaryota; Metazoa; Chordata; Mammalia; Chiroptera; Vespertilionidae. The record is from RefSeq and is a predicted model, not a curated record.